CAGCCAAUCACGUGCCGCUGUUUUCAAGGAGACUCGGGAGUGUUCCGUGUUGACGACGCCGUUAGUUACCGGUGGAUUAAAAGACGGUAAAAAGGUCCCUCCGUGGCUCCGUUAGCUGCCCGGUCGGCCAUGAACAGCGUCGGGGAGGCCUGCACCGACCUGAAGCGGGAGUACGACCAGUGCUUCAACCGCUGGUUCGCCGAGAAGUUCCUGAAGGGGGACCGGAGCGGCGACCCGUGCACCGAGACCUUCCGGAAGUACCAGGGCUGCGUGCAGAAGGCCAUCAGGGAGAAGGACAUCCCGAUCGACGGAGUGGACUUCAUGGGCCCCAACAAGGACAAGCCAGAGACCUGAUGGGGGGGGGGGACCCCGGGACAGAGACUGUACUGAGAUCACCGGGGGAGUGCGGCCAUCGGGGCCUACUGAGCAUGCGCAGAAGGAGACCCAAGCCAGAUACUGUACUAUUACCGGGGGAGUGCGGCCAUCGGGGCCUACUGAGCAUGCGCAGAAGGAGACCCAAGCCAGAUACUGUACUAUUACCGGGGGAGUGCGGCCAUCGGGGCCUACUGAGCAUGCGCAGAAGGAGACCCAAGCCAGAUACUGUACUAUUACCGGAGGAGUGACGCCAUCGGGGCCUACUGAGCAUGCGCAGAGGCAGAGACGCUGGAUGUUGGAGCCCGGAUGUACUAAGAGAACAUGUGUACGUUAGUGCACGUUAAUACACACAGAACUGAUCCAGGACGGGUGUUUUUUUUUUUUUUUUUAA
Molecule: messenger RNA, 766 nt
Organism: Etheostoma spectabile (orangethroat darter)
Lineage: Eukaryota; Metazoa; Chordata; Actinopteri; Perciformes; Percidae
Gene: triap1
Product: TP53 regulated inhibitor of apoptosis 1
Exons: 2
Coding region: 130-354 (74 amino acids)
Biological process (GO): phospholipid translocation
Cellular component (GO): nucleus; mitochondrial intermembrane space; cytosol
Molecular function (GO): phosphatidic acid transfer activity
Source: RefSeq, a predicted model, not a curated record